Cervus elaphus (red deer) is the source of this 1238-nucleotide messenger RNA. It is a transcript of the gene SOX21, whose product is annotated as SRY-box transcription factor 21. Gene Ontology annotation, molecular function: DNA-binding transcription factor activity, RNA polymerase II-specific; RNA polymerase II cis-regulatory region sequence-specific DNA binding. Gene Ontology annotation, biological process: regulation of DNA-templated transcription; anatomical structure morphogenesis; cell differentiation. Lineage: Eukaryota; Metazoa; Chordata; Mammalia; Artiodactyla; Cervidae. The record is from RefSeq and is a predicted model, not a curated record. The coding region runs from base 269 to 1102 and encodes 277 amino acids. The transcript has a single exon.
ACCGCCGAGAAGUUCUCGUGCCCCGGGGAGGAUUUUGUUUUUCCCACCCCUGAGCGCCUGGCCGGCCGGACACCGCAGAACAUCCAGGGGGCGCGACGCGGCCCGGGGCUGGUCCCUCGGCCCCCUCCUCCCGGCGGGAGCGACGCCGGUGUGAAAAGUGGGGCGCGGCGGGCCGAACGGGUCCCCGCCAACAGCCAACAUUGAUUUCCUCCGGGCCGAGAGCGACGGCCCGGGCGGCGGCGGGCUGCAGCCGCGGCAGGGCGACAGCAUGUCCAAGCCGGUGGACCACGUCAAGCGGCCCAUGAACGCCUUCAUGGUGUGGUCGCGGGCUCAGCGGCGCAAGAUGGCCCAGGAGAACCCCAAGAUGCACAACUCGGAGAUCAGCAAGCGCCUGGGCGCCGAGUGGAAGCUGCUCACCGAGUCGGAGAAGCGGCCGUUCAUCGACGAGGCGAAGCGCCUGCGCGCCAUGCACAUGAAGGAGCACCCCGACUACAAGUACCGGCCGCGGCGCAAGCCCAAGACGCUGCUCAAGAAGGACAAGUUCGCCUUCCCGGUGCCCUACGGCCUGGGCGGCGUGGCCGACGCCGAGCACCCGGCGCUCAAGGCGGGCGCCGGGCUGCACGCGGGAGCAGGCAGCGGCGGCCUGGUGCCCGAGUCGCUGCUCGCCAACCCCGAGAAGGCGGCCGCUGCCGCCGCCGCUGCCGCGGCGCGCGUCUUCUUCCCGCAGUCGGCCGCCGCCGCCGCUGCGGCCGCCGCCGCCGCCGCCGCCGGCAGCCCCUACUCGCUGCUCGACCUGGGCUCCAAGAUGGCAGAGAUCUCGUCGUCCUCGUCCGGCCUCCCGUACGCGUCGUCGCUGGGCUACCCGACCGCGGGCGCCGGCGCCUUCCACGGCGCGGCGGCGGCGGCUGCAGCAGCGGCCGCGGCCGCCGGGGGGCACACGCACUCGCACCCCAGCCCGGGCAACCCGGGCUACAUGAUCCCGUGCAACUGCAGCGCGUGGCCCAGCCCCGGGCUGCAGCCGCCGCUCGCCUACAUCCUGCUGCCGGGCAUGGGCAAGCCCCAGCUAGACCCCUACCCCGCGGCCUACGCCGCCGCGCUAUGACCCCCGCGGGGCGGCCUCGCCGGGACUGGUGUGCCCACGUGUACAUAUGUAUAGGUACGAGCUCUGCGGCCUCCCCACGCGCCCUCCCGAGACGGGGGCCCCCCGGUGUGUGUGUACAUAAGAUGUAUAGAUGCCA